AUGUCAGAAGGGGAUUCCCGCCGAAAGAUUGGUGCUCAGGUGACAGCGAAGGCCUGUCAUGUUGUCCAUUUGAGUGAGUGUGCUCGGCGAUACGGUGCUUUGAGGACCACCAAGGUCGUUGUGGGGACUGUUGUGGAGGUCAACAAUACCAGAAAGGCGCCAAACAACCGUGUAUCAACCUUCAUUACUGCUGACUUUGAUAUUGGUGGAGGAUCAGUCAAGCGGAGCACUCUGAACAUCCGUAGCGUCAAACUUUUCAAACCGGACCAGUCGACAGUACCAGCCAGUCCCGCAGCACCAAUACCGGCAGUAGACAACGCAGACACAGAUUUGGCCGUUCCAGAGCAAGAGGAAGGAGAAGCGGUCUUGCAGGAGACUUCUCCUGAUGAAGAAUUGGAAUUUCCAGCACAACCGAUGAUGAAAAUUGGAAUAGCUGCGGGGGAACAGGUAGCAGGACCUACCGCACAAGUAGCCACGCAGGUUUGGGGUGUUGAAGACGCUUCCUUUGUAAUGGCUCAUGAAACAAAGUGGUAUGCUGACGAGCAAGCUACAUUGAUUGAUAUAAAUGGCAGUGUCCAAAGUAAGCAGUUUGGCAUCAAUACACCAAUUGGCGACCUUCUUGGUCCAGACUCUGACAUUGAUGGAAAAUAUUCGCGGCUGCAAUUUUUUCUUCUCAUGUUUCCACCCGACCAACUGAGCGCCAUGUGUCAGCUAACAAAUGUGCAGCUUGCCCAACAGAACAAGCACUGCAUCAGUCGAUCGCAAUUGUGGUCCACAACCGCGCCGUCAAAAUACAUUCCUGCCCCUGCAUUCGGAAAAACAGGAAUGUCGCGGCAGCGCUUUGAUGAUCUUUGGCGAAAUAUCCGAUGGAGCAACCAGUGUCCUGAACGGCCGGAAGGUAUGAGCUCCCAUACGUUUCGGUGGCAACUUGUCGAUGAUUUUGUUGAAAGAUACAACAAUCAUCGAGCCAAUACUUUCAAACCAUCUCAUCUUAUUUGUGUGGAUGAAUCAAUGUCGCGAUGGUAUGGACAAGGGGGGGAAUGGAUAAAUCAUGGACUCCCCAAUUAUGUGGCUAUUGACCGAAAGCCCGAAAACGGUUGUGAGAUUCAAAAUGCCGCAUGCGGCUGUUCGGGUAUCAUGCUUCGAUUGAAGGUUGUAAAGGGUAAGACAGCAACAGAAAAUGAUGGGGACUACAAUGAACAGUUGCUGCAUGGAACAAAGAUCCUCAAAGAGCUUGUCCUUCCUUGGUGGUGGACGGAUCGGAUUGUUUGCGCUGACUCGUAUUUUUCAUCUGUCGGUACAGCUAUGGAGUUGCAGCGACAUGGUUUGAGAUUUAUUGGAGUUGUAAAAACAGCAACAAAACAAUAUCCGAUGAGAUACCUUUCGACUUUAGAGUUGAACCAGAGAGGCGAACGGAGAGGGCUUGUGAUGCGAGAUGUUGAUACAAAUUAUAGCACUCUGUUGGCUUUUGUGUGGAUGGACAGGGACCGCCGAUAUUUUGUGUCGAGUGCUUCCAGUCUGGAUGCAGGCAAGCCCUACGUACGCUAUCGUUGGAGACAGAUUGACCAAUCUCCGGAUGCAGAUCCAGAGAGGCUGGAAAUUAUCAUUCCACAGCCCAAAGCAGCGGAAUUAUACUAUUCUGCAUGUGGGAUGAUUGACAGGCACAAUCGAAGUCGUCAGGAUACACUGAUGCUUGAACGAAAGUUGGGUACAACAAAUUGGUCGACAAGGGUUAACCUCUCAAUAUUUGGAAUGAUUGUUGUUGACACUUGGUUGGCCUACAGUCUGUGUACAGGAAUAGGAAGAGCUAACGGGAGAGAAGAAAAGCAGAAAGACUUCUACACUGCCUUGGCUGAGGAGCUAGUGGAUAACCAAUACGACAAUGUUGGAACCCAGCACUUUCAAGGACUACAGGAGAACCAAGAAGUGGCCUGUACGCACAUCUAA
This is a messenger RNA of Phaeodactylum tricornutum CCAP 1055/1, 1947 nucleotides long. RefSeq lists its product with no specific name. Lineage: Eukaryota; Bacillariophyta; Bacillariophyceae; Surirellales; Neidiaceae. The record is from RefSeq and is a predicted model, not a curated record. Bases 1 to 1947 code for a protein of 648 amino acids. The transcript has 3 exons.